UUGCGUUUUCAGGGCUAUGAACAAUAGAUGUUUUUUUUAUUAUAGGGCAAAUAGCACUUUUCCACUUGACUUCAUUAUAACAGUUAGCAGCAAAAAGGAGGUACUCCUUUUUCAUAAGCUCACGCAACAAACUCUCUCACAGCUCUCAGGGGGCCGAGCAGCAGAGGAGCAUCUCGGGGUGAUGUGAGCGGGUUGAACUGAAGCACUGAGGUGCCUGAUUUCAGCCGCCUGCCCCAGCUGUGCUCCUCAGCUCCCACGCUGAGUUCACCCCGAUUCCCUGCGUGGUGAAAGGAGAAGUCAAAGGAAAAGAUGUGCAGAGAUCCCACAGUGGGAUUAUUCCCAGAGGCAAUCCUGUGUGAAGGUUCUAUUGCCUGGCUGUAUUAUAUUCAAAUGUUUUAAUUGCCUAUUGAUUAACUCGGUGUCUUCCUUUGGAGUCUUAGUUUUUGUAGUUCCCCAGAUUCAGGCCAGGUACUGCAGCAGGUGUUUGGUUAUGCUUACUUAAUGUUUUACCACAAAUGCCAGUCCUAUCUUCUAGAGUUUCCUUUAAAGGUAAGGUUUGUCUUAGAAUCUCGUAUAAGCGCUUAGCAGCGUAGUAUGUGUUUUUCCCAAGGAGAUCAAAUAAAUCCUACAUUAGAUAAUAGUUGUUAAGAGAGAAAAAAAAAAAAAAAAAACAACUAAUUUGCAGAUUAAGCCAACCAAAAAGAAUUCAGUAAAAACAGUGCCACAAAGCAGUGUCACCAACAAAGAAAUACAUGCUUUUCACAUAUAGUCCUUCAAAGAAGUGAGAGACUUUCAUGGCAUGGGGGGAUCUGGGAAAAAGCUGCCACUUGUACAGGAAAGAUCGGGCCAUUUGCAGAGCAUCCAGUGUGUUACAAUACCUCUACCCCGGAGCCCUUUCCACAAGGUAGAAAGCUCAGAACGGAUGAUUCCCUGAACUAGGGAAAACCUUGGACUUUCAAGUUUAACUUGAUUUAAAAGCUUGAAUCAGAGCUGUUAGUCAUUAAUUAUGUACUAAAGCAAAAGUUUGCUCUUUUCCAACGUUGUCAAAUCACAGGGAAAACCUUUAGCACUGUCAGUGCUUAUCUGUCAGCUGUACAGAUGCACCUGCAGACGGGCUUUGUACUCACUCCACGCUGCUUUGGGAAGCACCACUGAGACACACCACGUCAGAGCAGAAACCAGAACCCCUUUUCCUUGUUGGAAGCAUUGAAAAGACUGUGACUGUUUUCUUUCCCUCACCUUGCUGCAUCUUUUGAGAGCCUCCAGCCCCAAGCUAGCACGUAGUUAAUUGGAAAAUAAUUUAUCAACAAGCUGCGAAACCCUUUGAGUAAAGCAGGAGGCGAUUUUGCAGCUCAGCUUGGUAUAGCUGUAAGAAAUGAAUCAGUUGAACAAGACCAAGCACAUUCAGGCGCUGGAAUUUGUGCCCUUGAGACUGCUGUUCCCAGCUCCAGCACAGAACACACCUCAGAGAAACAUCCUUCCAGCAGCUCGCUGCUCGCCUCACCCUCGCACCGUCAGCUCUCCGCCAGCUCUUACAUAAAGUCUCUUGCUACAUCACUGCCACGGGCUGUUGUAAACCAUUUUUCUCCCCUUUAAUUCAAGUUCCUAGACAAGCAAAAAUGUAGAUUAUUGCCAGUAGUCUGGGGAACGGGGAUUUCUGUUAUGGUUGAUUAAUGAAACAUUAUUGUUUUGCACUUAGGGGGAAAUCAUAGUUUCAUGCCAGUAAGGUCAGGGCCUUAAUAUGCUAUGUGCUCUGCAAAGGUGUACGGAAUGAUAGAUCACUUUCUGUAAUGACUUAGUCAAAGCCUCACCGGGAUAGGAGGCAACAUGGCAGAUACAGAAGCAUGGUGGUGAAAGCCAAAGCAAACUUCUUGUUUUGUUGCUAGUUGCAAUUCUGGUGUAUCUAAAUCCACAUCUCUAUCCGCUCCAAGACAGGGGCCCCAAAACUGAGAUGCUGGAACACUGGCUCUAGAUACUUCCCCACUAAUCCUCCUAUCAUCCACUCUGUCCCAAACUGCUCCUGGGUUAAUACUAUUUCUACUGUGCUGUGUUGAGAAGAUUGAAGCUGCAGACCCAGGACAAAAAGAGCCUUUGCACAAAGUGAAGCGUUGGAAUUCUUCAGUCCUGUUUUGAAAAUAAAUUUGGCAUAACCUGGACUCCUCAGCACUAACUUCCCAGGUCAAGCUGCCUGGUCUUGUUGGCAAAAGCAUCAGGCCCAAAAGAUCAUGCUUCUGGCUGUGGACACAAGGGCUCUGACUGCAGGUAUUUUUAUAGGUGUGCAUAUUGUAAAGCACAUCACCAGCACCAAAUCCCAGAGCAUCCUGUAUUGUCUGUGACAGUGUGAGGCUCCUGAAGGAGCGAUAUCUGUUUGAGAGCAGUGCUUUUAAAAGGAACAAUGUUCCUGAGCACAGUUGGUUGCUAAAAGAGAUAAAGUGUGGGAGACAGUGUCACCUUGGGCUGUACACAGAGACAGUACGCAUCACAUACAAUUUAUCACAAUCCUUCAAUCUUUGGAAAUUUGCAGUAAAAUGAUUUUUUAAAGUAUUUUUUUUCAGGGUUCUUCCUGCCCAAAGUAGAUGUGUAACAGACUGAUUUGACAGGCAAAUGAAAAGAAAUCCAGAACAAGUUAGCUGUACCAAAAUGCCCAUAGCAAACACCGAUCAGUAUCCUGUAGUGAUCCGACAGAAAUACUGUUUUGCAGGAUGGGGAGAAGCAGGUGGAAUCCAAUAAAGCACUGCAAUAAUUGUUGAAAAAAAAAAGGAAGGAGGUCAAAGUCUGAGGCUUUUGAUUUCUUUUUUGCGCUGGCAUUUGUCAAGGUGAGCAAAAUCCCUUGGCAAGGAGCUACCUGAGUUUUAACACAUCUGAGUCUAUAAAAACGUUAAUGUUUAAAAGGGUUUAUAUGUCCCUGAUAACAAUGCAUGGCUGAUAGGCAUCUCUUGUGGUUGUAAAUGUGUUGCAGAGACUUGCAAGGCAUACAAGCCCUUGGUGUUCACUCUUGUGGUUUAUUAUGUUAUCAGAACUCAUUGACUGAGUUAUGGCUUUAUAAUAGCUCUUUCUCUGCAUUAUCCAACUGUUACCGUAGCAUUAUUACCCCAUGUCCCAUUAGAAGAUUGUAUCCAGAUUGAUUCCAGAUGAAUGCACAGAAGUUAGAUGUGUGUGGCUGUCUAAUGUACAGGGUCCUUUCCUAGGAGGAACCAAUUAUUUCCCUGAGCUAUGCCCACAAAUCCUGCUUACAUGAAGAUGGUAUUGGUUCUGGCUUGCGCUGGUAGAAAGACAAAGCCACUUGUGGGCAGAGAACAGGAUUAACUCCCCAGCCCUGUAAGCCAACAAAUUGGUUGGCAGUGCUUAGGAUUGCAUAGUGGAAGCCAAGGUUUGUGAGGAAGAGAUGGAAGUGAGGAAACAGCAUUAGCAGUAUUUUAAAAUUGCUGUGAUCAUCUCCCAUGGAGAGCUCACUCGUUUCUGUGCAUGGCUCCAGGAGGCUGCAAGCCCAUGGGCUCGCUGCUUCAGAAAAGAUUUCAUGCUCUCUUAUCACCAGGUACAACUUGUGCUUGAAGUAAUCUGAAAGCCCCUGAGAAGGUUCUCCUUUCUAUAGCAGUAGCCACCACUGCUCCAGCAGAAGAGGGCAUGGACUGAGAUCUUCUCAUGGUGCAGCGGAUCCUGAGGACACAACCAUCUGCUGUCCUCCCACCUUCCCUCGCGCUGCCAAGGCCUCUCCUGCAGGGUAAAUCCCCUUGUGGAAAAGCUCCCCUCCAUCCCAAUAACCAGCUGUGGAGAGCAGGCAGACAUGCAGGCACCUUUUUUCACGUCAAUCUAAUUAGAGUUUAUUGAUUCCUCUUGCCUUCAGCUAAUGUACUUUUAUUAUUAUUAAUAAAUAAUCAUCAUUUUUCCAUCAGUGGAGCCUGCGCCCAGGAGCCUUGGAGGAUUCUAGAAAAAAGUAUUAUUAAAACUAAAGAUUUCUAAAGGGUUGAACAGCAGCACGGCCCGGUAAUCAGAUAGAAUAUGCAACUGGGGAGUAAAAUAUCCCCACCUGAGAAUACGUGAUGGAGCAUCUCAUUGGCUUCUUCCCCUCAGGCUACCAAUUACAGCUGUGGCCUCGCAUUCAUGAUCCUUUCUGCUUUGCUGACAUCCCCUAAGGACACAAAGGGCACGGGUGGCUCUUGGUGAGCUGUCACCCCCGCUAGGCACGCUGGCUCUUGCAGGACCCUGUCCUGGCAUGGUGGAUGACUCAGUGCUCAGGGCUUUGUGCUCCUCCUGGCUGGUACCCGCUCUGCAGCAGCUCCAGGCAGCCUCUCUCCUCUGCCCAGCCUGCUGCCCAGCCCUGCUCUGCUCGGCCUACAGUCAUGCAGGGUCUCUUUCCCACCCUAGGCAGAAGCCUGGAGGGGAUGGUCUCUCCUAGAGGAUUGCACAUACCUGCUCUUGAAAAGGCAGGAACCAUCACCAAACUACACAAAGCACACUGCCUUUGAGCAGUAGGCUGCAGAAAAGUGACUGAAGUGAUUUCAGGGGCCUGCUGGGAUGGUCAGCAGAGGACUUGUAGGACAGUAACAAUGUCUGCCAUGAAAACACUGGGUUGCCCAAGGAAGUGAUUUUGCUGGUGUGCCAGAGAAGCAGAGAGAAGCAGAGCUUUACCUGUGUGGGGACCAACACCUUUCUGCAAGCCUGAAGUCAGCACAUCAUCUCAGCUCCAUCCCAUCUCCUUGGUUGGCUUUGUAUUCUCCAGGGACUUCCUUGCCAGCUGCACCCUAGCCAUUACUGAGGGCUUUCCCUCCCACGUUCUGCUUCUCCCAUUGGCUGUCCAGUGCUCCAGCCAAGUCCUGGCACCACGACAGCCAUGGGAGAACCCGGCACAACCCUUCCUUCUGCCCCAGAAAUCACAUGGACCACAACAUGCACAUAACACUGGAGAACAAACAUCCUGCUCUGUUCUUGGAGAUGAAAUAGGAGCUCCAGAUUAAGUUAAUCCAAUUUUCUGAAUAAAAUGGGUUGCUUUUUUGGCAGGUAGAAAUGUACAUGUGGUCUAAAUGGAAGUAAAAAAGACCUGAGAGCCCUUUUCUCAGUGCAAAGCCACUUCCCCACAAGGUGUGCUCAGGUGAUGACAGAAGGACUAUAAAGGAAGCCCCAGGAUGCUCGUGCCCACAUUCUGAUCCAGCCAUGGCCAUAACAAGCUUGCUGCAGUGUGUGGCCGCUAGCUCGCUGCUCUAUCUGGCAGCAGGGCUGGCCGUUCUCCUUUACUUCACCACCAGCUGGAAGAAGAGGGUCUGCAAUUUGCCUCCUGGGCCGCAGCCUCUUCCUCUGAUCGGAAACUUGAACGUGGUGGACCUGAAAAAGCCAUUCCAGUCACUGACAGAGGUAGGCUGGGAGCGAGCAGGCAGGGGGAAAGCGUGCAAUUCCCAAAGCAAGGAAUGCAGCUGGGGAAAUGGAGAGGCAAUUGUGUGCUGACUGGGCGCUACAAUGGGGAGACCCAGCCCUGGUGAGUGCCCCUGGGCUGCCACAGCAGAGGGCCUUGCAGACACUCCAAUUCUGCAGUGGUGGAAGAGGGACUUCCUGGGCAGCAAAAUGCAGAUUUCCUACAGCACUCACACAGUGUCCAUCAGCCUUGAUUUAUGCUUCCACAAGGCUUGUGCAGAGCAGUUUCCAUGGCCAUACCAUAGGUCAUAAGUCACCUAUUUCUGGCAGUCCUGGGGUGCCCUCACGAUACAGAUGUCUCUUGAAGGCACCGGAUUCACUUCCCCUAAGCUGCCAACCAUCUUUAGGCUUUCAGGCAUGCUGCAUCCAAUCCUUGUGUUGCUGAGAACAACAGGGCUGACGCCAAGAAGGCCUAAUGCAAAGAAAUGACAAAGGGAGGCUGGGAGGUGGCUGUGAUGCCCUGCCCCAGACCUGCUGUGUGCCUGUACGCUGCCAGGGAGGCACAAACCAGCACUCACGUUAUCUCCCAAGCUGUCAAAUGGUCAUUUGAUGAAAACAAAUUUAAUUUGUCUGGCGUAAUAACAGGAGCUGCUUCUAAUCUGAAAUUCAAUUUUCGGUAUGCAUCUAAUGCAUAGCAAAUGGUAACUCAGGCACAUCGGAAACAAGGAGGCAUUUGGAGCGGAUGGCUCGCAGUGUUUAAACUAAAGCUAAAAUACCGAGUGAGUGAUUAGAUUGUCAAAGCCACUCUUCUGUGUGACAGAUGAUUCAUAUUUAAUUUCCUACAAAAGCCCAGUGCUCCUGUGACAUUAUCUACAAGAGAACGCUUCCUGGUUAGACCGAAGUUUCUGGUGGCCAGCAAAUAAUUUUGCUAUGACUGCAACACUACCCACCUUGCAAUAAUUAGGGACAAGUGCUGUCCUGAAAAAAAGUUAUUGUCUAGCUUUGUUUUUGUAGUGUUUGUGGCUUCAGCCCCGAAGUGGUGCGCACACCCGUUUGCCUCAGGUCAGUGGUAUUAAAAUAAACAGCCUGCCUGCUACGGCAUUUGUUAACAGCCUCCUAACAGUAGUAUCGCUAUGCUGGCCUGUUCCUGCAGAACACCACAGGAAUGCAGUGCCUUUUUAUUGACUACUCAUCUGAUAGGAGCAGCGAUAGCAGACACCUUGUUGUGCAAACAGGGUGCAAGCAGAGAUGCUGGCAGUGAUAGCCGUUGCUCAGCAGUUGCAGUUCAGCAGCACCUGGAGACCUGGGGCAGGGCUGGGAGGGUUGCUGAGGGCUGGAAGCUAGCUAGGGAAGCAGCGUUUGGGUCCAGCUCUGGUUUAGAAUGAAUGUUUUUAUUUACUGUGACAGCUCUCCAAGCUAUAUGGCAAUGUCUUCACCGUGCAUUUCGGACCCAGGAAAGCUGUGGUUCUGGCUGGAUACGAAACCAUCAAGGAUGCCCUCUUAAAUCAUGCUGAAGAAUUCGGAGAGAGAGCAGAAAUACCCAUAUUUAGGAAAAUGACACAAGGAAACGGCAUAGCAUUCAGCCACGGAGAGCUAUGGAAAACUAUGAGAAGAUUCACCUUGUCCACGCUGCGAGAUUUUGGAAUGGGAAGGAGAACGAUUGAGGUCCGAAUCCUUGAGGAACUAAAUUCUCUAAUUAAAUAUUUUGAAUCUUACCAAGGGAAACCAUUUGACACAAAGAUGAUACUCAACAAUGCUGUAUCCAACGUCAUCUGCUCUAUACUGUUUGGAGAGAGGUUUGAAUACGAUGAUCCCGCAUUUCUCACUUUGCUGAAGCUGUUAAAUGAGAAUACCAAGCUGCUGGGCUCUCCGAUGGUGCUGUUAUAUAAUUUCUACCCAUCCCUUGGAUUUCUCUUUGGAGCUUCCAAGACCGUGCUACAAAAUAUCAGAGAGCUGAGUGCUUUCCUCCAGAAACUCUUCAAGGAGCACAAAGAAGAAUUUAAUGAGAAUAACCUAACAGGCUUCGUUGAUGCCUUCAUGAUGAAGCAACAACAGGAGUCAAAGAAACCCCACACUAUGUUCCACAAUGAAAGCCUGCUGUUCUCAACCCUGGAUCUCUUUGCUGCUGGGACUGAGACUACUUCGACCACCAUGCGCUGGGGUCUUCUUCUGAUGAUGAAAUACCCAGAAAUUCAGAGAAAAAUUCAGGAAGAAAUGAACAGGGUCAUUGAACCAGGGGAGAUGCCUAAGCUGGAGGACCGGAAAAAGAUGCCUUACACAGACGCUGUGAUACACGAAAUACAAAGAUUUGCCAAUAUUGUCCCAAUGGGAGUGUCACGAUCAACACCUACUGAUGUGAAUUUCCAAGGUUAUGUGAUUCCUAAGGGUACAGAGAUUAUACCGCUGCUGACCUCUGCUCUGAAUGACAAGCUGCACUGGAAAACCCCGCAUCAGUUCAACCCUUCCCACUUCCUGGAUGCUGAUGGGAACUUUGUUAGAAGAGAGGCGUUUAUUCCAUUCUCCAUAGGACGCAGGGCUUGUGUUGGAGAAGGCCUGGCCAAAAUGGAGCUGUUCCUCUUCUUUGCAGGCUUGCUCCGCAAAUUUGUUUUCCAGCCCCCUCCAGGGGUGAACAAAGCGGAGCUAGAUCUCACUGCUGACGUCGGCUUCACCCUGAAUCCCAUGCCUCACCUGGUCUGCGCUGUGCCCUGCAAAUGAUCAGACAACAUGGAGGCGGUGUAGUGGGCACUUCAAGCUUGAAUGCAAGUCUAGCUACAGGGGGAAAAGCUGUCUGCCUGAGCUUUAGGGAGAGGGCACUGGGCUCUGCUGUUUGUCUCUCAUUCAUAUGAUACUUUCCAAGAGCUCUUGUACCCUCUGUACAAUGCAAACCAUUCAGACACCUCUGAGCACCGCUCCCAGAAUCAGCACGACCCACUCCUGGAACAUCAGAGAUGCAGUUUUCAGGGCUGUUUCAAAGAAUGACAUCGUUUUGAGCCUCCUCUAUGGACACAACCCACCAGAGGCUCUCCACUGGGUGCCUCCAUGGGGAAUUUCUCAGCCCGGAUCUCAGCUGUAGAGCAGAGCUGGUUAUCGAUGGCCCAGCCGCAGACAACAGACCCUUAGCGGGUCUGGAAGUCUCCCCUAGAUGGCUGUUGAGUUGAGCCUUGGACUGAGCUUCCAUUGUGCAGCGCAGCCUUAUCUUUAUCACAGCGUCGCAGACACUCGGGUGUGACACGGGCUGAUGCCAAGAGCCAGGCAUGGGCCAGUUAUCAGGAAACAUCGAAGUGGUUUGGAAAGUGGGCUUGUUCCACAUCGCACUGGAUGCUUUGUACUGAAGAGCCUAUAUAUGGGGGGGCCGGUCUAGCAGCUUUCCCGCUAAGGAAGGCAUUUCUCCCACUCCCUCACCUCUCCUGGCUCUGACACACGUCCAGCCGCUCUCUGGGUCAGCUCUGACCCUACACUGGCAGAAAUUAAGCAGCCACAGAAAGUGAGUGGUUUCUGAACCAGCAGACGUGACGCCGCACACAAGCCCAAGGCAGUGCUGCAUUCACCUGCAUGGGAACCAGUGUUACAAAUCCAGAGCUGAAAGUGCUCACGCCACCAGCAGAGACCCUGCAGUGCUGACAGAGUUCAUAGGAUUUUGCCCGUAGCCACUAAAAACUGUAAAACUGGAAGGAAAGGUGGGUUAGAAAUUACUACCCAGCCUGUCACUGUGCCCUGAGCUUGGAGCAUGGGGUCUCUGCAGAGAGCUGGUGUCUGCCCAGAGAGAAGCCUUCCUAGAGCUGCUGUUUGAUUAGAACAGUUAAUGAUUAGAACAGUUAAUGAUUAUCUUCUGGAGCAGCCAUUAUGCGUAGGAACAAGGAGCUGUGCUGCAGAGAGGGAAGGUUUGAAACCUGAAUGAUGGUGCAGGUAAGAGAGGAGGCUUCAUCUGUUAGCGCAGGCAGGAAAACAGAUGUGGGUUAGAGAGCAGUGAGUCACCGAAGAUGCUUUGUGUUGCUUUGGAAGCAAGAAAGGCAGGUCAGGAUGGAAAGAAAAAAGGGAGAAACUGACAGUUACAGAGACUGAGGGGGUGGCUGGGGCAAGUCUAGCACAAGAUGUUACUGCCAUCUAAACCUGAUCUGUGCUGCAAGUGGAAGGAAAGAAAGGAGGAAGAGAAUAUGAAGGGAUGACAAAGUAGGCACUCUUUGUUCAGCCAAGGCUCUGACUCAUCACACCAGCUUCAGUUCACAGCGGAGGGCAGCACUCUGAUAGCUGCUCUGUGCUUUGUCCCAGUAUUGCACUCGUACGUGCCCUGUGCUUGUGCUGGUGCUGCACUUUCACUCGUGCUGUGCCUUGGGGCCAGCUCCAGCUUCCGAUCCGUCUCAAGGAAUCUGCUGAACAAGCUCUGUAACAAGAACGCCUUCGCUUCUACGCUUGCUUACAUUCAUUUUCCUGCCACUUUAUUUGCAGUCUAACUACUGCAAGCUUGACCUUAGCUCCUACUUAACAAAUAAAUAUUUUGCUCUCUUGCUGUUGA
Molecule: messenger RNA, 9859 nt
Organism: Numida meleagris (helmeted guineafowl)
Lineage: Eukaryota; Metazoa; Chordata; Aves; Galliformes; Numididae
Product: cytochrome P450 2K4-like
Exons: 8
Coding region: 6901-8061 (386 amino acids)
Biological process (GO): xenobiotic metabolic process
Cellular component (GO): cytoplasm; intracellular membrane-bounded organelle
Molecular function (GO): oxidoreductase activity, acting on paired donors, with incorporation or reduction of molecular oxygen, reduced flavin or flavoprotein as one donor, and incorporation of one atom of oxygen; heme binding; iron ion binding
Source: RefSeq, a predicted model, not a curated record